GUCUGGACACCAGAAGCCCAGGAUUGGGUUGGAUUAUCCCUGGCAUCCAUGGCGUUCUUCGAGGAGAUGGGGUGGUCGUACGCGCCCCACCUCCGCACCCACCUGCGCCAGCUCGCGGCAUCGGUCUCCGCGGCGAGCUGCGAGGGGGACGCGGGCGCGGGCGACGACGAGUGCCGCGACGAGGCGGCGGCCCUGCGGCUCAAGAUGGUGGCGGUCGCGGCCAUCCUGGUCUCCGGCGCGGUCGGCGUCGCCAUCCCGCUCGCCGGCCGCAGGCUCCGCGGCGCUAGCCCGUCCUCCUCCUCCUCCUCGGGCGGCGGCACGUUCGUGCUCGCCAAGGCGUUCGCGGCCGGGGUGAUCCUGGCCACCGGGUUCGUGCACAUGAUGCACGACGCGGAGGAGAAGUUCGCGGACCCGUGCCUGCCGCCCGCGCCCUGGCGCCGGUUCCCCUUCCCGGGCUUCGUCGCCAUGCUCGCCGCGCUCGGCACGCUCGUCAUGGAGUUCCUCGGCACCCGCUUCUACGAGCGCAAGCACGGCCAGGAGGCCGCCGCCGCGAGCGACGUUGAUGAUGAGACGGCCGCGCUGCUCGAGGAUGGUGCUCUCUCAGGGCGGGUCGCUGGAAUGAGCGGUGACGAUGGGAAGCAGGACGCCAUGCACAUCGUGGGGAUGCGCGCGCAUGCGGCCGCGCACCGGCACAGCCACGCGCAGGGCCACGACGCGUGCGAUGGAGGUGCCGUGUACGACGCGCACGGCCACGGGCAUGACCAUGGCCAUGGGAGCGAGGAGAGGCCCUCCCAAUCUCGCCAUGUAGUUGUCUCGCAGAUUCUGGAGCUGGGAAUUGUAUCGCAUUCUGUAAUCAUCGGGCUAUCCUUGGGUGUUUCACAGAGUCCAUGCACCAUUAAACCUCUGGUUGCUGCCCUCUCCUUCCACCAGUUCUUCGAGGGUUUUGCGUUGGGUGGCUGCAUUUCUGAGGCUCAGUUCAAGAAUUUCUCUGCACUCCUGAUGGCUUUCUUCUUUGCCAUUACAACACCUGCUGGGAUCACGGUGGGGGCGGGGAUCGCUUCGUUCUACAACCCCAACAGCCCCAGGGCGUUAAUCAUAGAGGGCAUUCUGGAUUCAAUGUCGGCUGGUAUACUCAUCUAUAUGGCAUUAGUGGAUCUCAUUGCUGCUGAUUUCCUUAGCCGGAGGAUGAGCUGCAACCCGAGACUGCAAGUCUGCUCGUAUGUCGCCUUGUUUCUUGGGGCUAUGGCCAUGUCAUCCCUUGCUAUAUGGGCUUAGCGUUAGUAAGCAAUUUUUGAAGUAAGAUGGAGGAUUGGGACAAGCUUUUUGGUGUCGUCCAAUGCACUAGGACUAGCCAGC
Messenger RNA from Lolium rigidum, 1356 nucleotides. Its product is annotated as zinc transporter 10-like. The transcript has 4 exons. Lineage: Eukaryota; Viridiplantae; Streptophyta; Magnoliopsida; Poales; Poaceae. Gene Ontology annotation, biological process: zinc ion transmembrane transport. Gene Ontology annotation, cellular component: plasma membrane. The record is from RefSeq and is a predicted model, not a curated record. Gene Ontology annotation, molecular function: zinc ion transmembrane transporter activity. Bases 49 to 1275 code for a protein of 408 amino acids.